Lottia gigantea (owl limpet) is the source of this 336-nucleotide messenger RNA. RefSeq lists its product as hypothetical. The coding region runs from base 1 to 336 and encodes 111 amino acids. The transcript has a single exon. The record is from RefSeq and is a predicted model, not a curated record. NCBI's taxonomy places the organism in Eukaryota, Metazoa, Mollusca, Gastropoda, Lottiidae.
AUGAACAGCAUUAAAUUACUUGUUAUUUUGAAAUUUGUUUUAUUGUCUCUUUUAGCAAAACCCCAAUGUACAUGGACAAGGUUUUAUGAUCGAGAUAAUCCAUCAGCAAGUGGUGAUUGGGAAGAUCUUUCUACUUUAAGAAAAGAAAAUAAAGGUGAAAUCUGUGAAAAACCAGUUGAUAUUGAAGCUCGACUGACUGAUGGUAGACCAUAUACAGCAGGUGGUGAUAUUAUUACAUUAUCUGCUAGUGUUGGUCUAAUCUGUAAAAAUAAUCAACAAACUAGUGGAAAUAGAUGUGAUGAUUAUAAAGUUAGAUUCUGCUGUCCAAAAGGUUAG